Molecule: messenger RNA, 1965 nt
Organism: Diabrotica virgifera virgifera (western corn rootworm)
Lineage: Eukaryota; Metazoa; Arthropoda; Insecta; Coleoptera; Chrysomelidae
Product: beta-1,3-glucosyltransferase
Exons: 9
Coding region: 505-1914 (469 amino acids)
Cellular component (GO): membrane
Molecular function (GO): acetylglucosaminyltransferase activity
Source: RefSeq, a predicted model, not a curated record
CACUAUCGUAAGAAAUGGCUUAAUUUUUCAAUAUUUUUCGGUUCAUCAUCUUUAGUUAUUUUGUUAUUUUUAUUGUAUACAAGUUUGUAUUCAAAAAAACUCGUUUUCAGUUUGUUACAACUAUUGUAGAAGGCAUUCAGGUAACAAAAUAUUGAACAAUUUUAGUCCCGAAGAAUAUAAAUGCAUCUGAAUUUAAUAUAAUUGUCGAAUAUAGGUUAGAUUUUUUAAUUAAGCUUGAAACGUGUCAGAUCAAAACAAUUAACAACUGAUAAAUUGUUUUAUAUUUUUAUUGUGCUAAUUCGACGUCGAAAAGUUUAAAAACAUUUGCAAAAUAUUUUGAAUAUUUGAUGUUCCGCGCAUGCGCUGACAGUGUUUCUUAAUGUUCGGCGGUUAUACUUUCCCCAAAUCCUCCAGAAAUUUUGUGUAACCCGGACUUUUUAUCGGCCUGCGAGAACUUGAUUGCAAAGAGAAUUUUAAAAAUAUGUGGCGUGAAUUUUCGAAAAGAUGAUUGUUCUUAUGCUUUUGUUGUGGGGUGUCGUUUCUGCAUUAGAUAUCCAGCAUAUCGUGUUUGUUAUAAUAAGCCAAAAUAACAAAUACAAUUUAAAUUUAGCACAAAAUUUGGAAUACAGUAUUCGUACACAAUCCGAAAGAAUAUUUAAUGUUAGCCCGGUCAUCCAUAUAUCUAACAAAGAUUUUCCUAAUAUUGACGGGUGGAUAUUCUUUCCACUUUUUACGAAGUUAACAGAUCUACACAAUAAUAACGCUUAUUGGGUAUUUUUUCUACAGGAUUAUACUAAUAUUAGAGUGGAAAACAUUUUAGAAGUAUUUGAAAAAUACGACCACAAUGAAGAAAUCUGGUUUGGAGAUGCACUUUUCGAUGAAACUGCUACAAUUAUACAUCAUUUUGCCUUUUAUGAAAAUCCAACAUUUUUUAAAUAUCCCAACGUAGCAUCGGGAUUUGCUAUUAGCAUGACAUUACUUCAGAAAUUGUCGGGCCGAUGGACAGAUAAUAAAUUAUUAAGUUCCAAUUUCAACAUUGAUAGUGGUUACGAAUUGGCUCGUGUCGUAUGGGACGACGGCAAUGGCCCGAUGUUACAACACGAAAAUUCAUUAUGCAGUGGAAGUAUCGAUGAAAAACCACUAAGUCAAUUGUGCAUCUCGUUUUCGAGCCCUGUUCCUGCCUGUGAUAAUUUGGUGCCACGAAACAGUAUAUAUUUUGCUGUAAAAACUUGUACAAAGUUCCAUAAAGACAGAGUUCCUAUUGUUCAACAGACUUGGGGUAGUCAUAUUCCAAUAAUCAAGUUUUUUAGUGAUAAAGAAGAUAAAUCAAUUCCAACGAUAGAUUUAGGUGUACCUAAUAGUGAAACUGGACACUGUAUGAAAACCAUAGCAAUAUUAAAAUAUGUAUUAGAAGAUACUAAACAUAAUGAUUCCAUAAAAUGGAUUGUAGUUGCUGAUGAUGAUACCGUACUUGGAGUCAACAAUCUUGAACGUCUACUGUCAUGUUACGAUUCAUCCGAGAAACUCUGCAUUGGCGAGAGGUACGGCUACGAACUACGAGAUCCUGGAGGAUAUAAUUAUAUAACAGGUGGAGGAGGCAUGGUAUUCAGCAGACCACUUUUAACAGAACUGGUGAAAAGAUGUUCAUGUCCGUCUUUGAAUACUCCAGAUGAUAUGUAUUUGGGAAUAUGUAUGGCUAGAAUGAAUGUUGCAGUUACACAUUCACCAGCGUUUCAUCAGGCAAGGCCACAAGACUACAGUGCCAGGUUUUUAGAAACAUAUCGACCAGUUUCUUUUCAUAAGCAUUAUAUGAUUGAUCCAGUGAAUGUGUAUAAACAGUGGUUUGAAUCCUCGGAUAUAGCGAAACCAAACGAAUUAAAUGAAACAAAUAUUGAAGUACACAUCGAACUGUAAUUAAAUAAAAAUAUUUAAUAUUGUAUUAUUAAUAAAAUAUUUUAUAUUCUU